Messenger RNA from Hyalella azteca, 1393 nucleotides. RefSeq names its product unconventional myosin-XV. The transcript is spliced from 10 exons. Gene Ontology annotation, cellular component: cytoskeleton. The annotation marks the transcript as partial. Gene Ontology annotation, molecular function: protein binding. The record is from RefSeq and is a predicted model, not a curated record. NCBI's taxonomy places the organism in Eukaryota, Metazoa, Arthropoda, Malacostraca, Amphipoda, Hyalellidae.
CUGGUGCAGAAACUGGUGCGCGGACACCUCGCCAGGAGGAGGCUGGCGACGCAGCGGGCGGCGGCGGUGAAGAUCCAGGCGGCCGUGCGCAUGCAUCAGGCGCGGCGCCGCUACCGCGCACUGCGCGCAGGCGUCGUCAAGGCGCAGGCGCUCGUCAAGGGGCGCCAUACGCGCCGACGCUACCACAAGCUUAAGGAGGAGAUGAUGCGCAGGAAGCGUGCAGCAGCAGCGAGUGCAGCACGUGCAGCAGCUGCAGCAGGCGGGCAGCAGCAGCAGCAGCGCGCUGUGGCUGCGGUCAACCACCUGGACGUGCCGGCCGAGCUCGCCUUCGUCUUCAGCAAGACCAAGGACUGGCAAGCCCCCCACGGCGACCGCCACAUCACCAAGGCGGGGAGCGUGCGCCCCCAGCUCAUGGGGCACUCCCUGCCCCCCGACCUCGACUUCUACCCCUUCACUAAGUUCACCAACGUCUACUUCAAGUCGCACCUAUGGGGCAUGAAGAGGGAGCCUAUCCGCACCCCGUUCCUAGCGAAGGCCCGGGAUGCGGACUACAGCGACUCCCUGGCGGUCUUCAAACUCAUCCUGCGCUUCAUGAACGACACGUCCCUUGCUGGGACCAGGGAGACCGUCCUAGCUGACUACAUCGUCAAUAAGGGCAUCACCAACGAGGACCUGCGAGACGAGAUCCUGUGUCAGCUCUGCAACCAAACCUGGCGUAACGACAACCAAGCGAACGCUGAGCGCGGCUGGCUGCUGCUAACUAACUGCCUCUCCUGCUUCCCUCCAUCACCUACGCUAUAUAAUUACCUUCUCAAGUACGUGACGGACCACGCCCCCCCAGGGUACGGGGCACUGUGCCAGGGUAAGCUGCUGUCGGCGCAGGCGCGCAGUGACGGCGUCGCGCGCACGUUCCCGCCCAGCGCGCUCGAGUGGCGCACUAACACGCGCAGGGGCAAGAUGGCGCUCGAGGCCUUCUGUCCUGAUGGCAAGUCCACGGUGGUCGAGGUGGACUCGUGGACGACGGGGUCUGAGUUCGCGGGGGCGGCGCUACAGGCGCGCGGUAUCGAGUCGAGCAGCAGCGGCUGGACGGUGGCGCUCGCCGAGCACGAGCGCCUCUACGAGCUGCCGGGCGAGGAGUACGUGCUCGACCUCGUCGUCCAGAGGGAGCUGCCACCAGCCUUCCCUGCUAGGGCGUCGCCUGCCCUGAGGAAUGGGCCGGCGUCUGAGGGCGUGAGCGACGCGGGGGCGGCGCCCUUCACUGAGUCGCCUGUUGUCGCCCGCAGGGCGCGCUCGCCCCCCGCGCUGACGCGCAAGCUGUCGCGCGAGGCGCUCGAGGCGCACGACAAGGUGAUGACGUCAGCACCUGACAGCGGCGCCGAGGAGCAGGCGUCAG